AUGUCCAUCUUUGCACCGGUACCAGACGACCCCAAUUCAGAAGAGCACGAUCUGCUGGGAAUUUCCAAGCUUACCGAGUCCUUUUCGGCGCUAACGGGUGCCAUCGAUACGCGUAUAGAUGCUCUUGUCAAGGAGACACAGGACAGCAUCAACAGCCAAACAGAGGCAUACACGGAAGGGGAAAUUGCCCAAUGCGACGAGACUCUCGAGGCAAUGCGACGCAUCAUGAAACAGUGUGACCAGAUCGAGCAGGAAUUCGACAAGAUUGCCAUCAUUGGAGAGAUUGCCAAGGAUUUUCAGGUGAGGCUGGCCCAGGCUGAGAAGGAUCUCGUUGAGUUGAGUCAGCAGUAG
This is a messenger RNA of Yarrowia lipolytica CLIB122, 351 nucleotides long. RefSeq lists its product as uncharacterized. Gene Ontology annotation, biological process: endosome organization. NCBI's taxonomy places the organism in Eukaryota, Fungi, Ascomycota, Dipodascomycetes, Dipodascales. Gene Ontology annotation, cellular component: BLOC-1 complex. The record is from RefSeq and is a predicted model, not a curated record.